AUGGCAGCCUCCGACGAUCUCAUCAACUUCGACGUUAUUGAAGCACAGAAAGAAAACAUCCAGGCGCUGCCAAGUGGUCGCUCCGCCAAAAAGCUGGCUCAGCUGUUCUCGCCCUCGCCUCUGCAGAAGCUGAACACACCGACACCCUCAGACACCAAAAAUGUCAACGAUUGCAUUCGAAUCGAGUACGAAGAGGAACUCCAAAACAUCUCCGAGUCGGACGAUCCUCUAGACAUUUACGACCGUUACGUGCGAUGGACCCUGGACGCAUACCCCUCGGCGCAAGCAACACCACAAUCUCAGCUUCACACGCUCCUCGAGCGCGCAACUAAGACAUUCAUUGGUUCAUCACAAUACAAGAACGAUCCCAGAUACCUCAAGAUCUGGAUUCUGUACAUCCAAUUCUUCGCCGACUCGCCGCGAGAAACCUUCCUCUUCCUGUCGCGACACAGCAUCGGAGAGUCACUUGCCCUUUUCUACGAAGAAUACGCCGCCUGGCUCGAGGGCGCUGGCAGAUGGAGUCAAGCAGAGGAGGUGUACAAGCUCGGCAUCGAGCGCGAGGCAAGACCAGUACAGCGCCUGAUUCGCAAGUUCAAGGAGUUCGAGGAGAGACUUGCCCACCAGCCCGAGGCCGACAACGAGCCCUCAUCGCCAGCACUCCCCACCGUGCGGCCCGCUUUGGCUGCAAAGAUUGACCCCUUUGCUGCCGCCCGCGCUGCGGCCGCUGUAGCUGCGGACCCCCAGGCCCCUCGACCCAGCCAGGGCGUGAGCACAACGGCGGCGAAGCCUGGCAAGGCUAAGAUGUCCAUCUUCUCGGAUGCCGACUCCGCGCCUCCUGCGUUGUCGUCGCGUGGACCAAGCUCGAAGGGAUGGGAUUCAAUCGGCUCCCUGGGCGACCGGAAGAAGGAGAACGUAAUGGAGCCCAAGCCGUGGGCAGGGGAGACAUUGAAGGCUGGCGGGAAGAAGAGCACUGCUCGGAAGAUGGCUAUCUUCAAGGAUACGGUAAGCACCAAUUUACUUGAACUUCCCAAUGCCUGGAUGUUGAUGAUUAUAGGACUAAUGUUUGGCUUUAUGGCGUUUCAUGUAUUUCAGUCUCAGUUGCAAGCAAAAGUGCAACCCAAAGCCCAAUCACGAUCAUCACGAGCGCAAAUGUCCAAGUCCCAUAUUACACUCGUGCCAUCAAAGAAUCAAACAGUAGUGAACCCCGUAAGCGGGAAGAAGGAGCGCAUUUUUGUUAGCCUCGAGGCCCUCUAUCCCACUCCUGAAGAACCUGGCUCAGAGCUUGGUUUUGAGGAAGUUUGGGCCAUGAACCGAGGCUGGCUGGAUGUCUCCUGGGAUGACGUAUCACUAACUGAAGAGAUCCCUUCCGAGAUGAUGAGCGUUGAGCCUUCCUUGGUUGACGAUCUCAGCCAUCUAGUACGGGAGAAGAUGGUUGUUCACACAGAAACCGUAGUAAUGGAUGAGAACGGAGCCAUAGUCAAGAAAAAGGGGGGCAAGAGCAAGAAAAAGAAGACGAUGGAGGUGAACGAGACUCAAAUCAUCAAAGCAAAUCUAGACUCACCGUCUAGGCCGAAGUUGAAGAAGAGGAACACGGCUGAGCCAACGAUGACGCUCCAUACUCGUGCUGCUACGGAUGAGAUCUACGAGAUUUUCAACCAACCCAUUCAGUCUAAUCCUCUGGAGGAAGAGGAAGAGGAGGAAGAAGACGAAGAGGAAGAUAGUGACGAGGACGACGACUACGAGACAGAUGGCGACUACACUGAGGUUGAGAACACCAUGACUACUCGCCUGAUUGAAAACGACAACGCCGUCGAAGAAGCUGACGAAGAUGGCUCGGAUGUCAAGAGUAUCAGUGAAUGGUCUGACUUCUCCACGCGCAAGCACGUCCCUGUUCUUGACGAGGACGCGACCCAAGCCGGUGUAGACGAUACCCAAGCUUCCGACUUGAUGAAUCCGGACUACGCUGAGCGUACCGGUCCUCUACCAGAUGAGCAGACUGCCUCCCAGGAUGGCAGAGAAUCAGGCGAUGAGCAGGAGGCCGAAGAAGAGGAGGAAGAUGAUGAGGAUUACCCGCCAAGAACGAAGACGAUUUUCGUUCCGAUACCCCCAGAGGAUUAUGAGCCCAGGACACGACCGUUUAGGGAUCCGGUCGAGAUGGCCAAUAACCGUCUCCCCUUCAUGACUCCGAUUACGGAGAGAACCGAAUCUUCUCUUGCGUUUACAGAACGGAAGGCGAGGUACGAGACUCCGUCACGUGAGGAAUAUGAGUCCACUAUCCAUGAGGAGGACUCUGACAUGGAAGAGCCGGGUAGCAGCCCAUUGAGGGAAGUCCUGAGCGAAGUUCGACCUAUCAAGAUUGCCCAGCCCCUCCUCGGCAAGGCAAAGUCUGCUCCGCCAAAGCCAGCACCUCCCAAGGGACCGAUCAUCAAGGAGUUGCAAUGCAACCCAGUAGAUGAAGCCGUGAGGAAUGAGAUCCUCGCCAAUAUGCAUCCUUCUCUUAACUCAUACCCUGGAUUCUACGACCAUAGCCACGAGAAGUACGAAAAAGGCAAUGAGAUCCGCAAAUUCGCUAAGGCCAUGACGAAGGCAGCCAAGGGUGGAGACAGAGUUAGCAAUGCUUGUGCCAUGGUCACAAUCGAGUUCCCCGACAUUGCGACAGAAUAUACCAUCAGGAAAGAGCUCGGUGCAGGCGCUUUUGCCCCGGUAUAUCUGGUUGAGAACCCGGACGCAGACCAAGAGGACGAGGACGAGAACGGGGUCGUGGCCAUGGGCAAGGGCGCAUUUGCCGUCAACCAUCGCAGCCCCCUGGAAGCACUCAAGAUGGAACUUCCCCCAACACCCUGGGAAUUCCACAUGAUGCGUCUAGCACACACACGUCUAGGCCCUCAGCACCGCGCAGCCGCCUCUGUUUCUUACGCCCAUGAGUUCCACCUCUACCAGGACGAGGGCUUCCUCUUCCUUCCCUAUCACCCCCACGGCAGCGUCCUCGACGUUGUCAACUUCUUCCGCGCCGAGCCGUCUGCCGUCAUGGAUGAGCAGCUAGCCAUGUUCUUCACCGUUGAACUGUUCCGCACCGUCGAGGCCCUACAUGCCCACGGCGUCCUCCAUGGCGACCUCAAAGUCGAUAACUGCCUCCUCCGUCUCGACCACGGCGGCAACGACCAGCCUCUAUCAACGCAAUAUAGCGCUACCGGCGCAGGCGGCUGGGACGCGCGGGGCGUGACCCUCAUUGAUUUCGGUCGCGGCAUCGACAUGCGCAACUUUGCGCCCGACGUGGGUUUCAUCGCGGACUGGAAGACGAGCGCGCAAGACUGUGCCGAGAUGCGCGAGGGUCGGCCGUGGACGUGGCAGAUUGAUUACCACGGCCUCGCGGGCAUUGUCCACUGCCUGCUGUUUGGCAAGUACAUUGACACGGUUCGCUGUGACCAGGGCGGGAUCGGGGCAGGCGGGCGCAAGUACCGCGUCCGCGAGAGCCUCAAGCGGUACUGGCAGACGGAGAUCUGGUCGGAGUGUUUCGAUUUGUUGCUUAACCCGGGGUCAUUUGUCGCCGCGGAGGAGGGCGCUCGCAUGCCAGUCCUCAAGAGCAUGCGUAGCGUCAGGGAGAAGAUGGAGGCAUGGUUGGAGGGUAACUGCGAAAGGGGUGUUGGGUUGAAGAGUCUUGUCGGUAAGGUCGAGGCUUUUGCCAAGGGCAGGAGGUGA
Molecule: messenger RNA, 3699 nt
Organism: Colletotrichum lupini
Lineage: Eukaryota; Fungi; Ascomycota; Sordariomycetes; Glomerellales; Glomerellaceae
Exons: 2
Coding region: 1-3699 (1232 amino acids)
Biological process (GO): meiotic sister chromatid cohesion, centromeric; protein phosphorylation; mitotic spindle assembly checkpoint signaling
Molecular function (GO): protein kinase activity; ATP binding
Source: RefSeq, a predicted model, not a curated record